AUGUGAUGAGUAUUGUCAUUUAACUCAAACCCUAAACUUGGUUCAAUAGCAGUGACAGUGCGGUAGUGGUUUGAGAACAGAACAGUUUUACGACUUCGAUUAAGACAAUCUAGGAAACUAUUGCUUCUAUUUUAGACAUUUUUCACAUCGACCCAUAGAAGCCACUGAAUUGUUUUUAAUAAAUACAUGUUGUUACUGAACAUCAUUGAUCUGAAAGGAGAUUUAAAAAGUAUUUUCCUUGAUCAUCUGAUACAAAACAGUUAGCCUAGUUCGGAGGAUAGCAGUGCAACAGUUCGAACCGUGCGUAAUUCUCUGCUUCUUAUUCCAAUCCAAUCACCAAACAGCAAGAAUUCUUCAGAAGGAAAACCUUAAACUCGGAAAUCAUCAAAGGAAGACCUAAACUGCAGGUGGCUCGCGGAAAAGAUGACGGCAAUGAGAUUGAUUUCCUGGCUUUUGCUGCUGGUGUUUAUGCAGUCCGGAGUUUUUGCCGCAAGAAGAUUCCGAGGUGGUCGCAACCCGCAACCACGACGGACACCGCCUUCUCCCACAUACCGGGACCGGGGUGACACCACGGAGAGUUUUCCUUUGGAUUUCACCGCCGUUGAAGAGAACAUGGACAACUUCAUGACGCAGGUGAAGAACCUGGCGCAGUCCCUCUACCCGUGUUCGGCGCAGAAGCUCGACUAUGAUAUGAAGCUGCACUUUUUGGAAAAUACUUCAGUCACGUGCAACGAUGGAACUCCAGCAGGGUACUACAUGAAAGAGUCCCGAGGGAGCAGACGGUGGUUGAUAUUCUUGGAGGGCGGCUGGUACUGCUUCAACAAAGACAACUGUGACAGCCGAUACGACACCAUGAGGAGACUGAUGAGCUCGUCCAAGUGGCCUCAAACCAAAACAGGCACAGGGAUCCUGUCUCCACUCCCAGAGGAAAACCCUCACUGGUGGAACGCCAACAUGGUGUUCAUCCCCUACUGCUCUAGUGAUGUGUGGAGUGGUGCCUCAGCCAAGACGGACCACAGUGGCUACGCCUUCAUGGGGUCUCUGAUCAUUCAGGAGGUGGUGAAGGAUCUGCUGACCAAGGGGCUUGACAACGCCAAGGUUCUACUACUGGCUGGCAGCAGUGCGGGGGGGACGGGGGUCCUGCUGAACGUGGACCCUGUGGCUGAGCUGCUGGAGGGGCUGGGGCACCCUGGGAUCCAGGUGAGAGGUCUGGCUGACUCGGGCUGGUUCCUGGACAACAAGCAGUACCGAUCUACUGACUGUCACGACACCAUCAGCUGUGCCCCCACGGAGGCCAUCAAGAGAGGCAUCAAGUACUGGGGCAGCGUGGUGCCAGAGAGGUGUAGACAGGCCCACCUGGGGGAGGAGUGGAACUGUUUCUUUGGCUACAGAGUGUUCCCCUCCAUAAAGAGCCCAGUGUUCGUGGUCCAGUGGUUGUUUGACGAGGCCCAGCUGACCGUCGACAACAUCCAUCUGACCGGUCAGCCUGUCCAGGAGGGGCAGUGGCGGUACAUCCAGAACCUAGGCAUCGAGCUGAGGAACACGCUCAAAGAUGUCCCGGCCAUGUUUGCUCCAGCUUGCCUCUCACAUGAAGUCAUCACAAGGAAUUACUGGAUCGACGUUCAGGUCAAAGGCACCUCCCUUCCCCGAGCCCUGCACUGCUGGGACCGCAGUCUCCAAGACAACAGCCGGAACAACAAGGCCCCGCCCAAGGGCUGCCCCGUCCAUUUGAUUGACAGCUGCCCCUGGCCACACUGCAACCCCACCUGCCCCACCAUCCGGGACCAGUUCACGGGCCAGGAGAUGAACGUGAUCCAGUUCCUCAUGCACAUGGGCUUUGACGUGCAGAAGAUGGCCCAGCAGCAGGGCAUGGACCCCAGCAAGCUACUGGGGAUGCUGAGCAGCGGGAGCUAAGGAGACAGGAGUAAAGUCUUAGUACAGUAGACUAAACCAGGGGGCUAUGGGGCCAAAUCCUGACUUUGAGAUCCCAGAAAAAAAUCAUUUUUUGAAAUACUUGUUUUAAUCUCCCAUUGACAUCAAUGUUUGAUUUAAAGGGAUAGUUCACUAUUGGGGGGGG
This is a messenger RNA of Salmo salar (Atlantic salmon), 2077 nucleotides long. It is a transcript of the gene notum1a, whose product is annotated as notum, palmitoleoyl-protein carboxylesterase a. Gene Ontology annotation, biological process: protein depalmitoleylation; negative regulation of canonical Wnt signaling pathway. The record is from RefSeq and is a predicted model, not a curated record. NCBI's taxonomy places the organism in Eukaryota, Metazoa, Chordata, Actinopteri, Salmoniformes, Salmonidae. Gene Ontology annotation, molecular function: palmitoleyl hydrolase activity.